Messenger RNA from Auxenochlorella protothecoides, 729 nucleotides. RefSeq lists its product as hypothetical. The coding region runs from base 1 to 729 and encodes 242 amino acids. The transcript is spliced from 5 exons. NCBI's taxonomy places the organism in Eukaryota, Viridiplantae, Chlorophyta, Trebouxiophyceae, Chlorellales, Chlorellaceae. The record is from RefSeq and is a predicted model, not a curated record.
AUGCCCAGGACCGACUCCGCUCCUCAGGGCACUCAUGGCGUGUUCGGGUCUGCCCGGUCAUGGUUUGGGCCGAACAAGCCCCCGCCCUUCACGCUGAUCGACUUCAACGUACAGAACUUGUUCCCCAUCCGCCUGACCCUGGCCCGCGACGCCUUGCUGCCAUCGCGCGUGGGAAUCCGCAAGGACGUGGUGCUCCUGGACCUGAUCAGGAUGAGAGCCAAGGCAGACCUCACCCUCCCCGAUGGUCGGUUCAUCUAUGGAUUUUCAUGCAAGGACACCAUUUUCAACGGCCAGUUCAGCGUCAACAUUCCGGCCAAGGCGUUGGAGUACAGGAAGCGCAUCGGCCUCCCAAACGGCCUGUACCUGUCCGCCAACGCGGGUGUGCAGCAUGUGGGCACCAGCCUGCGGCAGUCGGUGCGGGAGCAGUUUCGCCCUUUCCUGGGGGCCCACCUGCAACUGGGCGGGAGCGCCAGCAACGACGACGUCGUGUUCGGCGGGGCUGGCGGCCUGUCCUGGAAACAGAGAAUACCCGUGCCCAUGAAGCUGGCGGGGCUUCGGGCCCCGCGGGCUGCCGUGGAGGCCUACACCAAUGUGAAGCUGCCAUCCCUGACGACGCUGCAGAGCCUGGAUGGGGACAACGCCUUUGAGCAGCCGUACGGCCUGCAGGCUGAAUCAGGCCAGGCGCUGACGGUGCACAUUGAUCACUACAACCUCGUCUUCGAACUCUGA